AUGUAGAAUCAAGAAAUUGUAGUUAAGAUACACGGUUAUUAUACCUAAAAUGGAUCUGAGCACAAGAUGGACCUUGCUGCAUUACAUUUGACCACUGAUGGUACUAUUCAUACUGAAGGUCAUGAUACAGUAGGAAAUUUCGUAAUUGAUGGUAAGAUUGCUGCCGAUGGAAAAGUUCACUUUAACAAGCAAUACGUUGGUAAACACUGUGUUGUUUAUGAAGGUGCUUUGGAAGACAGAGUUAUCAAGGGUACUUGGAAACUAAACAACUUGCAUGAUGCAUUUAGAUUGGAAGUUCAAGCUGAAAUUUGGGAAGGAACUUACAACUAACAUGGCUCUGAUCACAAAAUGGUUGCCUACUUUGGCUUCGAUGAUAACAGAAGAGCAUUUGGAUUUGGUCAUGAUGAAGUAGGAUCUUCUAUAUGGAGUGGUGAAUUUGUUGGUGACGAACUCCACCUUGUGAAGCAAUAUGUUGGAAAACACAAAGUUACCUAUAAAGGCAAGCAUACUUAAGACGAUUUCCAAGGUAGCUGGUAAACUGGUGGUCACCACGGAACAUUCCAUAUUCACAGAAAGUGA
This is a messenger RNA of Tetrahymena thermophila SB210, 579 nucleotides long. RefSeq lists its product as hypothetical. The record is from RefSeq and is a predicted model, not a curated record. NCBI's taxonomy places the organism in Eukaryota, Ciliophora, Oligohymenophorea, Hymenostomatida, Tetrahymenidae. The transcript has a single exon.